AUGUUAACCACUGAAAAGGCUCAUCUUUGGUCAGGAGAAAUUUCACAAAGCAGAUCUGAAGGAAAUUUGGUUGAUAUGGAAGCCCCAACAUUCUUAAAAAAUUGCAAUGUAUCAGAUGCUUUCGUACGCCAUGACAAAAACAGUUCCAAAGCUACAAAUCCAUUUUGGAGCGGAUUGUCUGCUUCUAACCCUUUUUUGGAUGACAUCACUCAGCAAAGAAGCAACAAAAAGAGAAAUAAUGUGUCAAUCUUAAAGGAAGAUCCUUAUCUAUUUUUUAGAGAUACAGAAAGUGGAAAUUCUUUUGAUUCUUCCGGUGAUGAACUUGAUAUGCAUCAACUACUAAGGCAGCCUUCCUCAAGAAAAUCUGGAAAAUCAAAAAGUGUCUCAGAAUUUUUGGAUAUUUUAGAUGACACAGCAUAUGCUCUGCAAAAUAUCCAUAUUUCUGACCAGAUACUUGAACAAGAUUUAGAGUGGCUCCAAAAUGAUCGAACAGCUUAUAAAAUGGCUUGGUUAAGUCAACGCCAGCUGGCCCGCUCUUGCUUAGACUUGAAUACAAUCAAUCAGAGUCCUGGUUGGGCACAAACACAAGUUGCAGAGACAAUGACAGUUUGUAAAUUAAACCAUCUAGGGGGGUCAGUACAAUUACCUGAAUCAGAUAUUACUGUUCAUAUGCCACAAGGUCAUGUAGCUGAGGGAGAAUUCCAGGAGGUAUCUCUAAGGGCUUAUCUUAAUCCUCCAUCAAUGUUUAACCAUGAUCUUUCAUGCACCGUUAGCCCACUUUUGAAAAUCAUGCUGAGCAACCUUAACACAAUGGAAGCUCUUUUACUGGAAAUGAAAAUCGGGGCUGAAGUGAGAAAGGAUCCUUUCAGUCAAGUCAUGACAGAAGUGGUGUGUUUAUACAGCUUGGAUAAAGAAGGACCUUUCACAGUGUUAAAUAAUUGCUACCUUUAUAAAGAUACCAUCCAAGUAAAGCUCAAAGAUUUAUAUCAGGUGAUGUUUCUAGUGAUUGCUGUACAAGUGAAAGCUACUCAAACACCACGUGCAAGCAUUUGGAAUUUUAUUCACAAAACCACUUCAGUUGGAAUUUAUGGACCCAAAUAUAUACAUCCCAGUUUUACUGCUGUUUUCACAAUUUGUGCACAUAGUUACAUGCCUGGAAAGAUUACGAUCUUUGACGUUCAGAAGGGUAGAAAAAACACAUCUCCAGUUGUGUUUCAUCUUUGGGGAAAACAUUCCUUCUUGCUUGAGAAGCCGCAAGAUUUAACUCUUUCUCUUUUCUCUUGUGAUCCUGAUUUUGAAGUCAAUACAGAAGAAAAGAAAGAAAUUAAACAAAAUCAGUUACAGGCAGGCCAAGUAGUUCAUCAACAGUUUUUAUUUUCCUUAGUUGACUCCAGAGAAAUACACUUCUUUGUGUUUAAAGUUCAAGUGGAUUCCCCUAGUGGUAGGCCAGCAGCAGAGUUUUUUGUCACUACCCCUGAUCCAGCCCCAAAUUUAAAAAGGCUCUCUAGUCCACUAAAGGCUCUGCAAAAAAGGGAAGUUAAGUCAACUCCUUUGUUGCCCAUUGUGCAUAUGAAAUAUCCCACAUUUCAAGACAAAAUAUUGAAUUUCACCCAUUGUGCAGUCACUCUGAAGACAGUAUUAAGACAAAGCAAGAUAGACUAUCUACUUGAGUAUUUCAAAGGGGACACGGUGGCUCUUCUUGGAGAAGAAAAGGUAAAAGCCAUUGGACAGUCCAAAGUGAAAGAAUGGUAUGUGGGAGUAUUGAGGGGUAAGAUUGGACUAGUACAUUGCAAAAAUGUCAAGAUAAUUACCAAAAAACAAGUAAUCUCUAUGUCACAUAAUAUCUUCACAACCAGGAAUCUCCUUGAACAAAUUGCCUUGCCCUUUAAAAAACUGACUUAUGUCUACUCAGUUAUAUUGACCUUGGUGUCAGAAAAAGUAUCUGAUUGGAAAGUUUUAGCUGAUGUGCUGGGAUAUUCACAUCUGGCCCUGGAAGAUUUUAAUCAAAUACAAGAAGACAAACAAUCAGAAAAAGUGUCUCAUGUUGUCAAAAUGUUAAAAGAAGAUUGCCAUGCAGAUAGAAAUACCAGGAAGUUUCUUUAUGAACUUACUGUGGCUCUGCUAAAGAUGGAUUGUCAGGGAGUAGUAACACAUAUCGUCCAAGAGGCUGUUAUUCUAACUUCAGCUGUCAAGCUUGGAAAAGGCUGGAGAGAACUGGCAGGAAAGUUAGCCAAACUCACAAAGCAACAAGUGGAGGCAUAUGAAAUUCCACAUCGAGGAAAGACUGGAGUUGUUGCUGAUGAGAUGAUGUGGAAACCUGCCUAUGAUUUCCUCUAUACUUGGAGCACUCAUUACGAAAAUAGCUACAGAGAGAUGCUACAAGACCUUCAAUCAACUUUGGACAGAAUGAAAAACCCUGUGACUAAACAAUGGCGAGAAUUAACUGGAGCCUUAAUACUUGUCAAUUCUUUCGAAGUUUUGAGAGCAAGUGCAUUCUCCUUUUCUGAGGAAAAAUAA
This is a messenger RNA of Suncus etruscus (white-toothed pygmy shrew), 2517 nucleotides long. It is a transcript of the gene MACC1, whose product is annotated as MET transcriptional regulator MACC1. Gene Ontology annotation, molecular function: protein binding. Bases 1 to 2517 code for a protein of 838 amino acids. The transcript is spliced from 4 exons. Gene Ontology annotation, cellular component: cytoplasm. The record is from RefSeq and is a predicted model, not a curated record. NCBI's taxonomy places the organism in Eukaryota, Metazoa, Chordata, Mammalia, Eulipotyphla, Soricidae.